AUGUUGAUCCCCAAGGUUUUGGCCACGGCUGCUGUACUGUCUACGGUGACAGCCUUCUACCCAUGGUUUCCGAACGAUCGUUGUGUUGGAGAGGGUAAUUGCGUCGCGGAACGAUCUGCAGAAACAACCUUCAAGCUGGUUCGGCGGUCGCCAAAAGACGAGUCACCUCACGAUGUACAAAAAAUACGACGUUUGGCACAACACUUAACGAGAAAAUACCAGCGUGGUACUCCUGCCCAGUCCACUGCAAUCGAGAGGGACGAAAUUGCGAAGCGAGAAAAUGACUAUUCUAUCAUGCAGGCUGUAACGCCCACACAAGCGAUGAGUGCUGGCAUCCACCAGGAUGGAACAGAUUUCUCCUAUUUCAUAGAGGUCGCCUUGGGCUCCAGCAAUACACCCGUCUAUCUACUCUUGGAUACUGGUGCAGCAACGACUUGGGUCAUGGGUAAAUCUUGUACUUCAUCGCCUUGCAAAGCCCACAACACUUUUGAUCCAUCUUCUUCGAAAACAUACGAAACCAGCGGCAGCACUUUUACUCUAUCUUAUGGCACUGGGCAAGUUGCAGGAGACUUAGCGACGGAUACUAUGUCUUUUGCUGGCAUGGCAGUUCCCAUGACCUUCGGAGUCGCAGCAACCACAUCCGAUGACUUUCACGCUUUCCCCAUCGAUGGUAUCCUUGGACUCUCGCAGGCCAACGGUUCCUUCCCCAUAUUUCUUGAGACUCUCGCUGCUGCCAAACUUCUGGAAUCGAACAUCUUUGGAGUCAGCUUGAAUAGAGCCUCGGAUGGAGUCAAUAAUGGAGAAAUCAACUUUGGUGCACUCAACAAAUUGAAUUAUGACGGUGUUUUGAGCUACAACCCCGUGUCACCAGAUGCUGGUGGAGACUGGGCGAUACCAAUAGGCAAUGUUGGUUUCGGAACGACUCAGUCCAACAUCGAGGGGAGACUAGCGUUCAUUGACACUGGAACCUCGUUCAUCUUCUGUCCCCCGGAAGAUGCGAAGACUUUCCACGCGUUAGUGCCUGGAGCUACGUCGACGAACAAUGUCACUUACACAGUACCAUGUACCACGACCACUUUUAUGACUUUCACAUUUGGUGAUACCACUUACAAUGUAGAUCCUCAGGAUUGGGUUUCUCCGACGGCCGACGGAGUUUGUACCAGCAACAUCUUUGGCCAAGCUGUCACGCCCGGGAACUGGCUGCUGGGUGACACCUUUUUGAAGAAUGUAUACACAGUGUUUGACGUCGAUCAGGACAGAGUUGGUUUUGCUCCCAUCAGAGGCUCAGUAUCUACGCCCUCGAAUUCCACUGCGUCAACUUCUUCCCAGAGUUCUGGAGCUUCUUCGACUUCUAGGACCAGUUCCUCUACUGCCGGGUCUGCAUCGCCGACUGCUGGAUCUGAUGGCCACGAGACUGCUGCUCCACCUGCUGCGCAAGCAGAAAAUACGACUGCUCCUUCUGAGAAUUCCAGCGUGAAAGCCGAUGCAAGAAGUCUCAUGACCAGUAUCCUCCCUGGCGUAUUUGCCAUUCUGCUUUUGAUCCUGGUCCCUUGA
Messenger RNA from Drepanopeziza brunnea f. sp. 'multigermtubi' MB_m1, 1554 nucleotides. RefSeq lists its product as uncharacterized. Lineage: Eukaryota; Fungi; Ascomycota; Leotiomycetes; Helotiales; Drepanopezizaceae. Gene Ontology annotation, biological process: proteolysis. The record is from RefSeq and is a predicted model, not a curated record. Gene Ontology annotation, molecular function: aspartic-type endopeptidase activity.